Ixodes scapularis (black-legged tick) is the source of this 766-nucleotide messenger RNA. It is a transcript of the gene Cyt-b5, whose product is annotated as cytochrome b5. Gene Ontology annotation, molecular function: heme binding. The transcript is spliced from 6 exons. Bases 153 to 557 code for a protein of 134 amino acids. The record is from RefSeq and is a predicted model, not a curated record. Gene Ontology annotation, cellular component: membrane; intracellular membrane-bounded organelle. Lineage: Eukaryota; Metazoa; Arthropoda; Arachnida; Ixodida; Ixodidae.
CUUUUCUGCAUGUCUACGUUGCUCGCGAGAGAGCGCGGCUCUUGAGGCACAUGUGGCAAAGCUGGCGAAGCUGGGAUUUUUAAUCGCAGCAUUUCCCGUUCGUUCGCCACCUUGGUAGGGUCGCUAGUUUGCGAGUCAUUUUCUCGGGCGCGAUGGCUGAAGGGUCGAAAACUUUUACUUUAGCCGAAAUCGAAAAGCACAACGAGAAGAACUCGGCAUGGUUACUAAUCCACAAUGCAGUCUACGACGUCACGAAGUUUAUGGAAGAGCACCCUGGUGGUGAAGAAGUACUUCUGGAACAAGCUGGUAAGCAUGCCACUGAAGCAUUUGAAGAUGUUGGACAUUCCACGGAUGCCAGGGAGCUCAUGAAGCAAUACAAGAUUGGAGACCUUUGUGAGGAAGACCAGCAGAAAAUUGAACAAGUCAAAAAAAAGACCCAGUGGACGACCCCAGGCUCUAAUGAAAGCUCGUGGAUGAGCUGGCUCAUUCCAGUUGGUGUGGCAGCCGCGGCCUCCAUCUUGUAUCGGCUGUUCCUGUCUUAUGGCUCUCGUCAAUGAGCCUCGCAUCCCAGUUGGAGUUUGAACGGCAGCUUCGAUCCGAGAGGGUGGCUGGGUGAAAGAGGCUGCAUGCUGUUGACAGUGUUUCGUUUUUUAAUCUCAACGGGAGCAAACUUAUAAUCCAGAGGAUAUCAUGUUAACAUUUUUUUGUACCGUUCAAUUUGUUGUAAGCAUUGAUUGAAAUAUAUGUUCUCUUUGCGGGCAUUCCA